Messenger RNA from Nannochloropsis gaditana CCMP526, 237 nucleotides. RefSeq lists its product as uncharacterized. The record is from RefSeq and is a predicted model, not a curated record. The transcript has a single exon. The annotation marks the transcript as partial.
AUGUCCCCACUAGAGGCCGAUGGGGCCACAGCAGGGAGAGGAACUGAUUACGAUCGACAUCACUUGCUCCAACGAGACGAUGAGGAGACUUGUAUCGAUGGGCUCAACACGUCAAAUAAGCACCAGAACGAGGAAUUUUGGAGAAAGAAAACCAGCCGAUGGGACGAGGGAAGCUCACUGCGCCGCAUGCUCAAGGUGUUCAUCUUUGUGACCGUGCUCCUCUUCGUGACAAAUCUG